CUAUCAUGAAGCCGAAGUAUUAGCAAUCAUUAGUAAAUAAACUUGGGAGAAAGUUAAGCUGUAGUCUGUAUUCUAUUUCUAUUUCCCAAUAUUUAACACGAAUUGCGUGAGAAAUAUUGAAGGUUGUCUAAGACAUUUUGUCUUUUAAAAAGAAGUUCUAAUCAAUAAAAAAAAGAAACUUAAUGACUUCAGGCUUAGUAGAGCUUUAGAUUACGAUGACGAAUCAUCAAAAUGUUGUUUCUAUAAAUUGUAUUAAUAUAAUUAAGGAAUUUAGUAUGUUUUAUAUUAAAACAUUUUCCAUGCUUUAUAAGUAUUGUGAAGAUAUGAAAUAAGAAGUUGAUUAUAAAUUUUAACAAUUCAUUUGAUUAUAUUUUUAGAACUCGUGUUAUUAAUUACUUCUAACUGCGUGCUAAAAAAAUUUGGUUUCCCUUUCGUUUCUUAUAAUUAAAAUUUUGCAUGUUACUUUUCAAAUUUCCAGUGACGAAUGUAGCUUCACACUCAACUUUUAAUGAUAUUAAUAAACAAUAUUUUGUAUUAAAUUGUAUACAUUCAAUGAUUUCUCAAGACGUCACUGCUUCCUGUUGGCGGUUUGUGGCCUGGACAACUAAUGUUUAGACCCGAUUUGGGUGUCAUUAAAUUGCAGUCGAGGUGGUCAUACAAAUGACGCGAUAUUUAACCAUACAAAAAAAUUGGUAAUUGCGUGAUUAAAUUAUUUGUUUAAAUAACCCCAAAGAGUACUCACUGAUUCUAGACACGUAGAGAAUUAUGAAUGUGUGUGAAUGGAUUGUUUAGGAAUUUUUAUACCUGCCUGGCCAUAUGUUGGCAUUUGGUAGAACUUUGUUUGAAUAAGCAAAGUAUUUAUUACCUCAACGAUUUAUAGUAACAAUUGGAAAUAAUAUUUCGUAGAAUAUGUUUCCUAUCUGCAGCUUAACUUCACAUUAAGGUUUUUAAACAAUACUUCAGCUUUCAAGCUAAAGAAUGUUGGACUUUCAUUUUUGUUUGAACAAUAAUAUAUUUACAUAUGUAACUGGCCACUUAUCGCCAUAUGCUGACCUAAAAUGAAAUAUCCAAAAAGUGGGGGCAACCUGAAUCCGCACCUGGGCAACAACGAGUCUCUGGCGAAGCAGACGACAAAAACAAACACAAACAGAUGAUCCCCCAGAGAGCAAAAAGGCCCCAACAGACAAAAAGAGCGGGAGAACGAGUUAUCCAUUUUGGGGGAAUUUUGUGCAUAAUGUGAGCAGUGGGAUCAGCGCUGGAGCAGAGCUAUCUCAGAGCAGUCUCGACCGUUGUUGUGAGCAGAUAAAACUCGAUCUCGCAGAAGGCAACUAUUGCCAAAAGAAGCUAAAAACAAAAACGAAGCGAGGGAGCAAACAAACAGCUCAAAAUCAAAUGUUUAACUAAUCAUUAAUUGUUUGUUAAUUUAAUUAAAAUGGACGCAGUGCCGCAGCAAACAAACAACAACAGCAGCCUCUUCGACGGAGAAAAAUGCCAGAAACUAAAGAGAUUCGUGAUUGUUGGCCUGCUGAUCACGAUUGGCAUCUUGAGUUGGCACUUUUACGAGUACUUCCACAGCAAACCGCUUCCCAAGGCGCCCGACGAUGUUCUGACCCUGUCCAAGAGUCUCUACGCGGAGGAGGUGGAGGUCAGUCCAUACCUCUACAAGGUGAACCUUCAAGGAAAGACCACAUCUGGUGCCCACGAUGAUCGUGCAUCCAAGAACCUCUUUGAACUUCAUCAGGAUUUGUUGGUUAGGGAUGCUAACUCCACCACCGCCCUGCUGAUGCGCCUCUUCGAUAACUAUGAGUUGGAUGUGGCCGUGGCUGAAAAAUCCACUCCUGAACAGGUGCAGGAGCAGCACGAUUUUCUGAGAGCUGUGAUGAACACCCGGGUGAUGAAGCUAACUAUGAGAUUUUUGGUGAACAAGGCUCACUAUCAGUAAACGAACCCGUAGAACUUACACCUCAUAGGCCACAGGCAACAACAAAAAUAUUUUCAAUAGUAAAUAAAUAAAUUUCUUUAAAAGAUGUCACACCACAAAAUACAGCAAGUAUUCUUUUGUUAAUUGAAGAGUGUAAUAAACUCAAUUGAAAAUAUUUGCAUAGAUAUGCCAGAAUACAAUAUUUCAAUUCACACUCACUGGCUAAAUUAUUGACUGCCGAGCAACUGCACAGAACGCUGAUUAAAUUCAAACUGAACACAAUUUCUUACCAGACUGGGCCUUAUAAAGAUUCUCGAACAUCGGAAACCAGUUCGGGAACAACAAUAGCUGCUGUUGUUAGCUAUUGUUGUUCCCGAACUGGUUAUCUUCGGUUCCAUCUAUCAUGAAGCCGAAGUAUUAGCAAUCAUUAGUAAAUAAACUUGGGAGAAAGUUAAGCUGUAGUCUGUAUUCUAUUUCUAUUUCCCAAUAUUUAACACGAAUUGCGUGAGAAAUAUUGAAGGUUGUCUAAGACAUUUUGUCUUUUAAAAAGAAGUUCUAAUCAAUAAAAAAAAGAAACUUAAUGACUUCAGGCUUAGUAGAGCUUUAGAUUACGAUGACGAAUCAUCAAAAUGUUGUUUCUAUAAAUUGUAUUAAUAUAAUUAAGGAAUUUAGUAUGUUUUAUAUUAAAACAUUUUCCAUGCUUUAUAAGUAUUGUGAAGAUAUGAAAUAAGAAGUUGAUUAUAAAUUUUAACAAUUCAUUUGAUUAUAUUUUUAGAACUCGUGUUAUUAAUUACUUCUAACUGCGUGCUAAAAAAAUUUGGUUUCCCUUUCGUUUCUUAUAAUUAAAAUUUUGCAUGUUACUUUUCAAAUUUCCAGUGACGAAUGUAGCUUCACACUCAACUUUUAAUGAUAUUAAUAAACAAUAUUUUGUAUUAAAUUGUAUACAUUCAAUGAUUUCUCAAGACGUCACUGCUUCCUGUUGGCGGUUUGUGGCCUGGACAACUAAUGUUUAGACCCGAUUUGGGUGUCAUUAAAUUGCAGUCGAGGUGGUCAUACAAAUGACGCGAUAUUUAACCAUACAAAAAAAUUGGUAAUUGCGUGAUUAAAUUAUUUGUUUAAAUAACCCCAAAGAGUACUCACUGAUUCUAGACACGUAGAGAAUUAUGAAUGUGUGUGAAUGGAUUGUUUAGGAAUUUUUAUACCUGCCUGGCCAUAUGUUGGCAUUUGGUAGAACUUUGUUUGAAUAAGCAAAGUAUUUAUUACCUCAACGAUUUAUAGUAACAAUUGGAAAUAAUAUUUCGUAGAAUAUGUUUCCUAUCUGCAGCUUAACUUCACAUUAAGGUUUUUAAACAAUACUUCAGCUUUCAAGCUAAAGAAUGUUGGACUUUCAUUUUUGUUUGAACAAUAAUAUAUUUACAUAUGUAACUGGCCACUUAUCGCCAUAUGCUGACCUAAAAUGAAAUAUCCAAAAAGUGGGGGCAACCUGAAUCCGCACCUGGGCAACAACGAGUCUCUGGCGAAGCAGACGACAAAAACAAACACAAACAGAUGAUCCCCCAGAGAGCAAAAAGGCCCCAACAGACAAAAAGAGCGGGAGAACGAGUUAUCCAUUUUGGGGGAAUUUUGUGCAUAAUGUGAGCAGUGGGAUCAGCGCUGGAGCAGAGCUAUCUCAGAGCAGUCUCGACCGUUGUUGUGAGCAGAUAAAACUCGAUCUCGCAGAAGGCAACUAUUGCCAAAAGAAGCUAAAAACAAAAACGAAGCGAGGGAGCAAACAAACAGCUCAAAAUCAAAUGUUUAACUAAUCAUUAAUUGUUUGUUAAUUUAAUUAAAAUGGACGCAGUGCCGCAGCAAACAAACAACAACAGCAGCCUC
This is a messenger RNA of Drosophila ananassae, 3793 nucleotides long. Its product is annotated as poly(U)-specific endoribonuclease homolog. Gene Ontology annotation, molecular function: RNA endonuclease activity. NCBI's taxonomy places the organism in Eukaryota, Metazoa, Arthropoda, Insecta, Diptera, Drosophilidae. The transcript has 4 exons. The record is from RefSeq and is a predicted model, not a curated record. Bases 1433 to 1942 code for a protein of 169 amino acids.